AUGCGCUUCACUAUCGCUUUUGGCUUCUUGGCCUCCGCCGCUUUUGUUCAGUCGACCUCCAUUGAGUACUUGGGCGACGCCACCACCAACUGCCCCAUCGCUGCCAACGAACUUUGCCCCGAGGGUGCCACCGAUUGCGAUGCCGGCACUCUUCAGCGCUUCUGCAACGAGUGCUAUGGCACUGCUCGCUACCAGUGCAGGUACUUUGGCACUCCUGAGUCUUGGGGUAACUGCGUGAAGGAAAUCACCAAGGCAAGCCUCUGCUACAGCCGGUACCUGCACCCCUCCCCAAUGAGGGGUUCGUAA
Messenger RNA from Lasiodiplodia theobromae, 306 nucleotides. Its product is annotated as Epoxide hydrolase. The record is from RefSeq and is a predicted model, not a curated record. Lineage: Eukaryota; Fungi; Ascomycota; Dothideomycetes; Botryosphaeriales; Botryosphaeriaceae. Bases 1 to 306 code for a protein of 101 amino acids. The transcript is spliced from 4 exons.